This is a messenger RNA of Acanthamoeba castellanii str. Neff, 5025 nucleotides long. Its product is annotated as serine/threonine protein kinase, putative. The record is from RefSeq and is a predicted model, not a curated record. The transcript is spliced from 22 exons. Lineage: Eukaryota; Discosea; Longamoebia; Acanthamoebidae. The annotation marks the transcript as partial. Gene Ontology annotation, molecular function: protein kinase activity; ATP binding. Gene Ontology annotation, biological process: protein phosphorylation; cyclic nucleotide biosynthetic process; intracellular signal transduction.
CGAGCGCAGACCUUCAUCUCAGCCGCCGGUAGCGUCCAGGUGGGCGCUCUCAUCUUGUCGGCCAUUCAAAACUACCAGGAAGACUUCACCCUGCUCUUCAAGCAGGACCAGACCGCCGAGGCGGCCCUGCAGGGAGUCGUGGCCGGUACUAUGGACUUCGCGGCGAUGGACGCGCCCUAUCCGCCGGAGUGGCUCAUGGAGCGAAACGCCAUCCACCUGCCGGUUGUCGGCCAGCCGAUAGUGCCCGCCUACAACCUCGGCCCCGACACUCCACCCAAUAAUCAAACCCUGGUGCUGAGCGUGCCCGUGCUGGCGGACAUAUGGUCGGGCAACGUCGUAUUCUGGAAUGACUCGGCCAUCGCGGACCUCAACCCGGGCGUCGCUCUGCCCUUCCAGCCCAUCGUGCUCGUGUUCGCCAACGACAGGCGCGGCAGCAUCUCCGACUCGUUCGCCAGCGCCUUGGCCUACUGGAAUCCCGCGUUCGCCAUGUCGAUCUACUCCACCAACGACUCGCUGGCCAGCCGGUGGUCCCAGUUUGGCUCUAUCGCUCCACGCUCCUACGUCGUCGAACCCGGUGAACAGCAACUGGGCGCCGUUUUGGCGAUUCCCUACAGCCUCACCUACACCACGGCCGUGUUUGCUGGCCUUGCGAGCCUGCCCUACGCCCAGAUGCGAAACAAAGCUGGAGCCACGGUGAGUCCGAGCAAAGCGGCCGUACAGUCGGCGCUGGUGGAGGUGCUGGAUCGAGUGACCUCGUUGGCGCUCGUGGUGGACGUGCACAACGGCAACCUGUCCACGUCGUGGCCCGUGGUCAUGUUCAGCUUCGUCACCACGCAGAAGCACGUCAACUCUUCGGACUGCAACUGGAUCACCUACGGCCAGCAGUUGCUCGCCUGGACCCAGCUCAACGAAAAGGCCAUCAGCACCACAGAGGCGCUGGGCUUCGUGCCGCUGCCCUUGGCCUACAAACGGUUGAUCAUGGACACCUAUGGCCUGCUCUCGUGCAACGGCAAACAGACCUUUACCAGCAAGGUGGUGAUCGGCAAGGGUGACAACUUCAAGAUCGGACCCAUCUGGACUCGGGCCUACCCCUUCGACAGCAAUUUCCAGAUGACCUUCUACACCGAGACCAACGCUACCAACGCCCUGGCCGAACUCACCGCAAACAACGUCGACUUUAGCGUGAUCGACUACGACGUUGCCGAGGGCCGAUCGGCCCAAGCGAGAAGAGAAGAGAGGGUUUCCUCGCCUGAUGAGCUGAGCCUCCCGCUGGUCGCAUACGCCAUCGGAGCUGGCUACAACUGUUGGUUCGACUCAACUCAAUUGAGCAGUUACGAACUGCUGACGGCCCCCCAAUCGCUGGUGCUGAACCUUACCACGCUGGCGGACAUAUACCUGGGCACGGUGGACAGGUGGGACCACGCGGCCAUCCGCGAGCUCAACCCGACCCUGGCCCACCUCCUCCCCGCCCAGAACAUCACCGUGGUCCUGAGCACCUACGACGCUCCCGCUAUCACGCGCAUCAUGACCGAGACCCUGCGCAACGUGAGCCAAACUUUCAGAGAGCUGGUGGUGGGCACUGGUGCAUCGGUACAUUUCCCGGUGGAGGACACAGGAAGGGUGGUGCGGGUGGAUGACGUGGCAUCUGCGCUGGACCAAAGCGCGUACCGACUGGCCGUAUGGCCGCAGGAGCCCAUCCGUACGCGGCGCUACUUGGGCUUCGCCGAUCUGAUCAACGUGCGCGGCGUCCGCGUGUCGGCGUCGGCGGCGACCAUCGCCUCCAGCCUGAGCGACUACCGCGCGCUGCCCCUCACUUCCUCUCUCACCAACGGUGGCGGGCGUGACAGCUGGCCGAUGGUGAGCUACGACUACUUCGUGCUGCGCACCGCCUCGAUCGUCAACUGCUUGAAGGCGCGCUCGCUGGUUGACUACCUCUAUUGGACCCAGGCCUAUCCUGAGGCCCUUGCGCUGGCUCAAGAAAACUCGCUCACUGUUCCCGAUCAUGCCGAGGCUAAAUCCCGAUUGGCGCAAGUCAUCGCCAGCACCACUUGCGGCGGCGCGGUGGUGAGCUCGUUCGCCGCGUGCGUCAGCCAGGGCGCCGUGUGCUCCGAUCGCGGACUGUGCACCACCGACGGUUUGUGCGUGUGCGACCAGGGCUUCACCGGGAUCCACUGCGAGUACCUCAAGUCCGACAGCUCUGGUGAUUCGACUGUGGUGCUGGCGGCCGUGCUCGGCUCAGUCAUCCCGGUGGUGGUCGUGGGCCUGGUCGUGGCGCUGCUCGUGGUCGGGUUGGUGGUGUGGACGCGGUGGCGGCGGGAGAAGGAAGACGAGUGGGAGGUGGACAUGGAGGAGCUGGAGAUGGCCGAGGAGCUGGGCACGGGCGGGUUCGGCACGGUGCACAAGGCCGUGUGGAAGGGCACCGAGGUCGCGGUCAAGAUGAUGAUCACCUCCACCAACGCCGCGGCGACCAGAGAACUCGAGCGAAGCUUCAAAGAGGAGGUGCGAGUGAUGACGGCGCUGCGGCAUCCCAAUGUGGUGCUGUUCAUGGCGGCGUGCACCAAGCCGCCCAAGAUGUGCAUCGUCAUGGAGUUCAUGGCCCUCGGCUCCCUCUUCGACUUGCUGCACAACGAGCUGGUGCCGGACAUUCCAUUCAGCUUGAGGGUCAAGAUCGCCUACCAGGCGGCCAAGGGCAUGCACUUCCUCCACUCGUCGGGCAUCGUGCAUCGCGACCUCAAGUCGCUCAACCUGCUGCUCGACUCCAAGUGGAACGUCAAGGUCUCCGACUUUGGUCUCACCCAGUCCAAGGAGCAGCUCGCCCGGCAGGACCACAACAACCGCCAGGCCGAGGGCAGCCUGCACUGGAUGGCACCCGAGGUGCUCAACGAGGCACAUGAGAUCGACUUCAUGCUGGCGGACGUGUACGCGUUCGGCAUCAUCCUCUGGGAGCUCUUAACCCGCGAGCAGCCCUACUAUGGCAUGACGCCUGCGGCGAUCGCGGUGGCGGUGAUUCGCGAUCACGCGCGGCCACCUCUGCCCAAGGAAGAAGACAUGGACGCCGCCACUCCGAUCGAGUACAUUGAACUCAUGAAGAAUGCUUGGCAUGCAGAUCCCGCCAUUCGCCCGUCAUUCCUGCAAGACAUGAAAAUGCAGGAGACGAUGACGAGGCUCAGCGCAAUGGGCGAGAACGGUUCGUGGCUGUCUUCGAUGACGUCAUCCUCCACGCAGAGCUUCUCCGACCGAAUGACCGCCGUCGGCGGUUCGCACAGCAGUUCGCUCAGCCGCCGCUCGAUCUGCUCCACCUCGUCAUCGGGCGAAGGAGGCUCUCGGUCGAAGGACUCGGGCACCUUGCCCGCCGCUGCUUCGGGCGGCGUGCGCGCACCUGAGGGCGAGGUAACGAUCGUGUUCUCGGACAUCACGCGCGCCGCCUCGCUCUGGGAGUUCAACGCCGACGCCAUGCGCGACGCCACGCUGCUUCACAACGCGCUCCUGCGCGAGCUGCUCACCAAACACCGCGGCUACGAAGUCGUCUUCCUCCGGGACAGGAUCAGCGGGGAGGGGUCGUUUUGUAUGGCCUUUGCCAGCACGCUCGAUGCGGUCGAGUGGUGCAUGGCGGCCCAGCAAGCCCUACUGGACGGAGUGGAGUGGCCCAAGGCGCUGCUCGACCACCCGGGCGCCGCGGAAGAGUGGGACGACAUACACGAACGAGCGAUCUAUCGAGGGCUGCGGGUGCGGAUGGGGGUGCACGUGGGUCAGCCGCGCAUGAUCCGCGACCCGAAGACCCGGCGCGUGGAGUACAUCGGGCCGGUGGUCAACGCCGCGGCGCGCAUCACCGCCAUCACCAACGGCGGCCAGAUCGUGAUCUCGAGGGAGGCCAAGCUGAAGCUCAAGGGCAGCGCCCUGGGCGAGGAGCGCAGCCGCUACAUCAACCUGGGCAAGUUCGAGAUGCCCGACAACCCCAAAGGCUCGACGCUGUUUGAAGUGAAGACGCUAGGACUGGAAUCGCGCUUCUUUGUCGACACGGAAGUUGUCGUUGGCGGCGAUUCGGAUAGCGACGGGGGCAAUGCAGUUUCUCUGCGCUCGGUGUCGUCGAACAUUCACCGGCAGGACAGGUCGGCAGAGGCCGAGCUGCAGCUGCACGUGGGCGAGGGGCUGGCCUUCAAGGAGGACACCUUCCUCACGUCGGCCAACCUCUGUCGAUGGGUCAUUGACUUCAACGAGAUCUCCCUCGGCAAGCAGGUGGGGCUGGGGUCGUACGGGGUGGUGUUCAAGGGCAAGUGGAAGGGCGUCGACGUGGCCGUCAAGCGGUUCAUCAAGCAGCAGCUCGACGAGCGGCGCUUGCUCGAGUUCCGCGCCGAGAUGGCCUUCCUCUCCGAGCUCCACCACCCCAAUAUCGUCCUCUUCAUCGGGGCUUGUGUGAAGCGACCCAACCUGUGCAUCGUGACGGAGUUCGUCAAGCGCGGCGCGCUCAAGGAGAUCAUCGCCGACUCCUCCAUCCGCCUCCCCUGGCACCGCCGCCUCGGGCUUCUGCGCUCGGCCGCCGUCGGGCUGGCCUAUCUGCACACGCGCCAGCCGGCGGGCAUCGUGCACCGGGACGUGAAGCCGUCCAACCUGCUGGUGGACGACGAGUGGAACGUGAAGGUGGCCGACUUUGGGUUCGCGCGCAUCAAGGAGGACAACGCCACCAUGACCCGCUGUGGCACUCCCUGCUGGACCGCGCCGGAGGUGAUCAGGGGGGAGCGGUACUCGGAGAAGGCCGACGUGUACUCGUUCGGCAUCAUCGUGUGGGAGCUGGUGACGCGCAAGGCGCCCUUUGCCGGGCGCAACUUCAUGGGCGUCACGCUCGAGGUGCUCGAGGGUCGCCGCCCGACGGUGCCCGCUGACUGUCCCAAGGCCGUGGCCAAGCUCAUGAACAAGUGCUGGCACGCCUCACCGGACAAGCGGCCGAGCAUGGACCACGUGGUCGCCGCGCUCGAUGGGCUCCUCGGCGCCAGCCACACCAACGACGCGUCCGAUGCUGACGUGUAA